UGCACACCCGAGCCGCCAGUUGCGCAGAAUAAGGGACUUGCUCUGCUCCUCUAUCUAGAAUCAGACCUUUGUCAGGGACAGGGCAGGGCAAGUGGGGAGGGCAAUGGCCUGCCCGAGGGAGUCGUGUCUUUAGGGAAGGCCCCAUCGGACGGAGCCAGUGGGAGAACAGAGUCCAUGGGGAAAGAGAGACUCGCUUUCCCGUGUGACACAGCUAUCAAGUGGCAGAACCAGGACUGGACCUCGUCUUGCUUACUAAGGCCUUGUAUCCACCGUCUUCACUGAAAUGAACAUACCCAUCAAUAUGAUGAACUUCCCAACCUUCCAAGUUGUCCCACCUUGCACUGUUUUGGGAAUCAGAAAUGAGGAAUCAGACAGUGGAGGCCAGUGUGCCUGGGUCUGCACAGCACAGUUCAGCACAAGGAAGAAAGGUCCUGUGUCCUACAGUAUGCCUGAAUAUCUGACUGGACACUCAUCUGAGCCUGGAGCUUGUGUCCGCUUAAAUCACAGAAUGGCGUUUAAUGAUUGCUUUAGUUUGAACUAUCCUGGCAACCCUCAGCCAGGUGAUUUGAUUGAAGUGUUUCGUCCUGGCUAUCAACACUGGGCACUGUACUUGGGUGACGGGUAUGUUAUCAACAUAGCACCUCUAGACGAUGGCAUUUCUGCAUCGUUUACAAGCGCCAAGUCUGUAUUCAGCAGAAAGGCCCUGGUGAAGAUGCAGCUUUUGAAGGAUGUUGUGGGAAAUGACACAUACAGAAUAAACAAUAAAUACGAUGGAACAUACCCACCACUCCCCGUGGAAGAAGUCAUGCAACGGUCAGAGUUUGUUGCUGGACAGGAGGUGGAAUAUGACUUACUUGUCAACAACUGUGAGCAUUUUGUGACUUUGCUCCGCUAUGGAGAAGGAGUUUCAGAGCAGGCCAACCGAGCAAUAAGUACCAUUGGGUUUGUAGCAGCUGCCGCUGGUGCCUUCUCUUUCCUUGGCUUGUUUCCAAAAAGACUAAGAGCAAAAUACUAUUAAUUUACUGAAGAGAUAUUGGAGCCGAAGGAAUUUGUGAGGAAGAAAAGAAACUUGGGAUGAAUACUUAUUUUCAAUGUAUCAUUGUUGUUCCAAAUUCCAAUGAUGGAUGGCAGGCUCUUUAAUACAUUGUUUACUGGUAUUGUCUCAUCA
Molecule: messenger RNA, 1168 nt
Organism: Lagenorhynchus albirostris (white-beaked dolphin)
Lineage: Eukaryota; Metazoa; Chordata; Mammalia; Artiodactyla; Delphinidae
Gene: PLAAT1
Product: phospholipase A and acyltransferase 1
Exons: 7
Coding region: 284-1018 (244 amino acids)
Biological process (GO): N-acylphosphatidylethanolamine metabolic process
Cellular component (GO): cytoplasm
Molecular function (GO): glycerophospholipid phospholipase A1 activity; A2-type glycerophospholipase activity
Source: RefSeq, a predicted model, not a curated record